This is a messenger RNA of Lachancea meyersii CBS 8951, 1629 nucleotides long. Lineage: Eukaryota; Fungi; Ascomycota; Saccharomycetes; Saccharomycetales; Saccharomycetaceae. The record is from the annotation of a GenBank genome assembly.
AUGAGUGAAAGUGGUAAGGAGCGAGAGACUAGAGCUCAGUUUGUCAAAGAACAUGAAGCGCGUUUGGGGGGAAAAACAAAUAAGGUUUUGCGCAGUGCAAUGAAGCACCAGAGUGGUAGGGGCAGCGGUGAGGGUAGGUCGCAAGAAGAGGAGGGUGGAGUAGAAUCGUCACCACUGCUAACGUCGACGCCACCAACAGUGUCGAAGGCGCUCGUGAGGUUAUACCCGUAUCUGAUAAUAGCAGACAAGGUUUUGAGCAUUACGACAUGGACAAACGACGACAUCUGGCCCAGUGUUUUGGUCGUGACCGGCUAUAUUACAGUGGUGCUUUACUUCCAGAAUAUGCUGCGGUUUUUUGGCCACCUGGUGCUUGUUGGAACGCUGUGGUGCUACUCGCUGCUGGACUCGUUCGUGGAGAACUCGAUCAAGGAAAAACCGACGCUGGACGACAUUGUCCAAGUAAUUACGCGCGUAAACGCCAAGGCCGAUCUUCUGCUGUCACCAAUUGCGGUGUUGACGGGCAAUGACAUCAAAAGACUACUGUUCACGACGAUUUUCUUGUCGCCCUUAUAUGUGAUCAUCACGCUGUUCAUCUUCCCACCACGCCGGCUGCUGCUGUUUGCGGGCGUGUAUCUGCUGACAUACCAUUCUUCAUGGUCAAUAGUGAGUCGAAAGCUGCUGUGGAGGUUCAAGCUAGUGAGACUGCUUGUGUUUUACGUUACCGGGCUGGACUUGAGCGGGGCCAACAAGAGCCAGGGCAUUUUUGCCGUUGUUCAAAAUAAGGUCAAGAAGCUGUCGUCGCACAAAGGCAAUACGGAGGAUGGGAAACCCAUCAGAUUCACGUAUGUGCUUUACGAAAAUCAGAGACGCUGGCUUGGCAUUGGCUGGACCUCCAACAUGCUAAGCUACGAAAGAGCGCCAUGGACGGACGAGUUCAUCAACGAGGCGCCCUCCCCUGAGCAGUUCAAGUUGCCAGAGGAAAACAUGGAGAUGUCCUGGAGAUGGGUCGACAGAACAUGGAGACUUGAUAUGACCAAUGACGGGGCCAUCCAGCUCCCCAGUUCUCGCCCCAGAACCACGGCACAGCCUAACUCAGACGACGGUUUUAUUUACUACGACAAUACUUGGAAGAAACCUUCUACGGAAGAUUCGUUUUCUAAGUACACAAGACGCAGACGCUGGAUUCGGACCGCAGAGCUGCUGCGGGGCGACACUUAUGACAUCAGUGGCUUGGCAAGCACCACGAGCUCUGCCGAUGUGGCAUCUCAACCGGUAGACGCCGCGGGAGUGGUCAGCGCCAAGCCCGAAGGUGCAGACGCGCCGUCCACGAUUUUGGAAAACGUAAAGGACCUUGAAUCCUACAGGCGCAAGGUCUCGUUCAACGACCAAGAAGACGUGCACAUCAUACCUCCACCAAAGGAAGCUGGCUUCAGAAGAUCUUCACAGGCUGUUAUCGACGAUGAUGAAGUGGAUCAUGGCUCCUCGGACCAGCACCAAGAGCAGCCCGUCGCGAUGGCCGUGGCAGAUCGCCGGAAACAGCCUUGCGAGGAUGCCAAUGCUGCAGUUGCCGCUGCCGCUGCCACUGCCACUGCCUCUGCCGCGGUGCCCGAGACCAAAAAGAAUGCAUAG